CAGACGAUAGGUGCUGUCUUUUACGUUCUGCCGUACGGUGAUGCUGCGAUAGAGUAAGCUCGAUAACUGGUGCCUUCAGCUCUCGCUACGUACUUAUGCUUCUAUAAGUGAUGGCCUUAGAUGAAAAGAACGGGAAAACAUGUAAAGCUAUACUCAUGGACGGGGAAUAUGCCGAGGCAGGCCAACCUCCACCUCGAUCUCUUGCGACUCCCCCAGUUCUCCGCAACAGGGGUCUCCGCAUCCAGUUUUCCACUGCUGACCAUCUACCCGGGUUUCUGGGACCUCACUUGGUAGAGGGAGCUAUAUUUCGCCUGUACCCUUGUUCGGGGGCCGACCGCGGCUGUUAUUAUAUAUAACCCUCACGGACGUCGUGACAUUCGUCUGUCUUGUUCCUCUUCGCUACUCUGUAUGGUCAACAUGGCGAAUGGGAAAUCUACCCCAGCGGCGGCUCAAGCCGACGAUGCUAUCACGCCGGCCAGGGAAGCGCCCGCCCGGCAUCCUACCGUCAAGCAUAUUGAUAAGGCCGCCGAGUUCAUCGCUGAACAUGGCGAGGUCACAUUUGACUACGAGGAGGAGCACCGAGUCCUGAAGCUAAUCGAUAGACGUAUCCUUCCUCUCAUCCUCGGCGCCUAUUUCUUCCAGCAGCUAGACAAAUCGUCUCUUUCGCAGGUGUCUAUCUUUGGCAUCAUCGAGGACGCGAAUCUCAAGUCUCUGGAAUACUCGUGGUUGGGGUCCAUCCUCUACUUCGCCCAGCUCAUCUUCCAACCCCUCGCUGCCUUUAUCCUCGUCCAGUACCCUACCGGUAAAGUCAUCGGAGUAGCCAUCAUAUGCUGGGGAACUUCCCAAGCCAUCAUGGCAGCGUGUACUAAUUUUGGCUCUCUCCUGGCCCUGCGAUUCCUACUCGGCUCCUUUGAAGCGAUGAUCGCGCCGUCCUGUUUGGUGGUGACGCAAAUGUGGUGGCGACGUUCAGAGCAGACACUGCGGACUUCGUACUGGAACGCAAUGAACGGCAUGACUUUCAUCGUCGGUAGUCUGGUGGUUUAUGGCCUCGGCCACGUCCAGAGCGAAAAGAUAUUCCGAUACCAGACCGUUUUCAUUUUCUGCGGCGUCCUCACCGUCAUCUUUGGCAUCGUUUUUAUCACCUUCAUGCCUGACUCCCCUAUGGAGGCCAAGUUCAUGACGGAGCGUGACCGCAUCAUCGCGGUGGAGAGGCUGCGCGCCAACCAGAUGGGUGUCGCGACCCGUAAGUGGAAAUGGGAGCACGUCUGUGAAACAGCCCUGGAUUUCAAGACACUCCUAUGGUUUCUCCUCAUCGUGGCCAUCUCGAUCGCCAGUGGCGGCAUCAGUACUUUCGGUAACCUCAUCCUCAAGGACUUCGGCUUUACCAAUUUCACCGCCAUCCUCUUUACCAUGCCGACGGGUGCCAUACAGGUCUUCGUCAUCAUCGGCUCGGCCUGGAUCUCUACCAAGAUCGGCCGGAAGGGCAUCGUCAUCACUGGAAUCAGUGUUCUGCCAACUAUUGGUACCAUCCUUAUGCUAACGGUGCCCCGCAACGAGAACAAUAAGGGGGUGCUGCUCCUAGGGUACUACUUCGUCCAAUGCUUGGGCGCCAUCACGCCGAUGGUCUACGCAUGGUCGGCCCAGAACACAGGCGGUGACACUAAGAAGAAGGCGAGUUCCGCUAUGAUGUUCAUGGGGAUGUGCACAGGAAACAUCAUCGGCCCUCUCCUAUUCAACACCAAAGACGCACCGCUAUACCGCCCUGGUCUCAUUGCCAACUUGAUCAUGUUUGUUCUCGUGGGCAUCCUCGGAUUGCUCAUCCCGCUCUAUCUUAUUUACCUGAACCGAGUUCAUGCUAAGAGGCGUGAAGAGGUUGGCAAGAACGCUAACAUCGUCGACGAGUCGAUGGUAAGGAGGAAGGACAUGCAAGAAGGCAAGGCGGUCGACUUGGACAUGAACGUGCUGACUGGGCCGAGUCUCGAAGACGAUAACGGUCUGAACGACCUGACGGAUCUGAAGAACGAGGAUUUCAUCUACGUCUACUAGGGUCGUAUGUGGUCAUACCGUACCUAGUGGUUAGUACCGGGUUGUAGGGAAUGGCGGUGACCUAUGUUCAGUUACCUCCGUAGCAAGUGGUCCUCUGGGUCCUGAUACUUACCGCGGGUUGUAAUAGCAGGUAUCUUCAUCGAUAGCCUGCCUCUGUAGCCAACGUCAUGUCCAUGGCGUGUCGGGAACGCUGAAUAUAUAAUCCCAUAUUGGAUAUAGAAGAAUUUCCUGCAUUUCGGUCCGCACAGGUUUUGCGUUGACCAUCGCUUCU
Molecule: messenger RNA, 2317 nt
Organism: Durotheca rogersii
Lineage: Eukaryota; Fungi; Ascomycota; Sordariomycetes; Xylariales; Xylariaceae
Product: MFS general substrate transporter
Exons: 4
Coding region: 409-2046 (545 amino acids)
Biological process (GO): transmembrane transport
Cellular component (GO): membrane
Molecular function (GO): transmembrane transporter activity
Source: RefSeq, a predicted model, not a curated record